This is a messenger RNA of Scedosporium apiospermum, 1233 nucleotides long. RefSeq names its product Peptidase M20 domain-containing protein. Lineage: Eukaryota; Fungi; Ascomycota; Sordariomycetes; Microascales; Microascaceae. The transcript is spliced from 2 exons. Bases 1 to 1233 code for a protein of 410 amino acids. Gene Ontology annotation, molecular function: hydrolase activity. The record is from RefSeq and is a predicted model, not a curated record.
AUGCCAGCACUCCUUUCUCUCGCUUUGCUGGCCUUGCUGGGGUCUGCUUUUGCCACCCCGAACCCCAACCCUCAACAACUCCCAUUGAUCAACGCAGACCUGCUCUAUGGCAAUGCUCCACCAACAAAGCUGCGUGAUGACCUUCUCUCGCUUCACCGGUCUCUGGUAGAGGUCGAAUCCAUUACGUACCAUGAGACUGAAGUCGGCCACCAUCUUGCUCGAUAUCUCAGGCGUCGGGGUUACACUACUCAACUCCAGUACAUCCCCUCCAAAACUGAUUCCCCAGAUGAGAAUCGGUUUAAUGUCCUUGCCUGGCCAGGAGACUCGGCGCGCCCUAAUCCCCGCGUCAUCAUAAGCUCUCAUAUUGACGUGGUUCCUCCUUACAUUCCCUACUACAUUUCCGACGACGAGCCGACGUCCGACACCGUCAUCGGAGGACGUGGCUCCGUAGACGCCAAGGGGAGCAUAGCUGCCCAAAUUAUCGCUUUGCAGAGCCUGCUGGAUGCAGGCGAGGUCCGCGAGGAAGACGUGAUGCUCUUGUUCGUAGUCGGCGAGGAGAGUCCCGGAGACGGCAUGAGGCACUUUUCGAACAGCUCGGAAAGGCACGCUCUCAAUUUCGAGUCCGUCAUCUUUGGCGAGCCCACGGAAAACAAGCUGGCUUGUGGACACAAGGGUGGGCUCUUCUGCUCUAUCGAGGCUAGCGGAAUUUCCGGUCACUCUGGCUAUCCCUGGCUUGGGAAAUCCGCCAAUGAGCUCCUCGUCAAGGCCUUGUAUGAAAUGAUAAAUACCGAUUUAGGAAGCAGCGACAAGUUUGGCAACACUACCGUCAAUAUCGGGCGCAUCGAUGGCGGUGUGGCGGCGAAUGUCAUUCCUGAUCAUGCUAAAGUAGACCUUGCUAUUCGGGUUGCUAUCGGCCCCGAAGAUGAAGGCGGAGAGAUUGUCGUUGACCGCAUUAAAAAGAUUCUGUACGAGUUGGACCCGGAAUCGCUAAAGUUCGCGUACACGCAUGGAUAUGGCGUUGUAGAGUGUGACUGCGCUGUUCCAGGAUUCGAGACGACUGUUGAGAGCUACGGAACAGAUAUACCGAAUCUGAAGGGCGUUUACAAACGCUAUCUCUACGGACCCGGCUCUAUUCUUGUCGCUCACGCACCGAACGAGAGGUUGACAGUUGGUGACCUCGAGACCUCAGUUGAGGGGUAUAAACGUCUAAUUCUGCAUGCGCUGCAAAAUUGA